Phoenix dactylifera (date palm) is the source of this 977-nucleotide messenger RNA. Lineage: Eukaryota; Viridiplantae; Streptophyta; Magnoliopsida; Arecales; Arecaceae. The record is from RefSeq and is a predicted model, not a curated record.
CCCAGCUGGAUCAGGAGUAAUGUGAGGGAAGGAAAACCAAGACCAAAACCAAAAAAGAGAAGGGAUGAAAGAUAAGAGUGGAAGACGAAGGGGGGAAGACGAGAAUGGAAGGAAUGAGUAUUUGUAUAGCUGCAGCAUCUUCCGGUGGGGGCCUUCCCUGGGCCGGGGGCCUUAGGCGACCGCCUCAGUCGCCUAAGGCUCGAGCCGGCACUGGCCCAACCUGGCCUGAGGUUGCAAGGGUACUUGCAUGCCUCUUCGAGAAGGAUGUCGAGUUCCAGCUCAUUCGUCCCAACAACUACAAGGGCCUGAAAAGGAUGCCUAGCCUCAAGGGCCCACGAUUCAAAUUUCGUCAGGGCGGGGAAGAAGGGAAGAUGACCCUCGUCGACUCGAGGAAGAUAUGCCGACGCAUUACGGAGAAGUAUGUGGACGAAGGGAACAAGGACCUUCUGGGGACCGGCACGCUCGAAAGGGCAUCGAUCGAGCGAUGGCUGCAGACCGAGGCUCGGCGCUUCGACCCCCCAAGCUCUGCUCUGGUGCUCCACCUGGCAUUUGCGCCCCUCAUGGAGCUGGAGCAGGACAAGGAGGAGAUCGAGCAGAACAAACAGAAGCUGAACGAGGUGCUCGACACGUACGAGAAGAGGCUGCAGGAGACGAAGUUCCUGGCGGGGGACAAGUUCACGCUUGCUGACCUCUCGCACCUGCCCAACGCCCAGUUUUUGGCGUCGAACGACGAGUGCCGCUCGUUGAUCAGGUCGAGGAAGAUGGUGAGCGGGUGGUGGGAUCAGAUAUCGCUCCGCCCCUCAUGGCAGAGGGUCGUGGAGAUGCAGCAGGAGAUCCGGGUUAUCUGAGGAUUCGACCAUACUCUGCUUUCUUGCUUUCUUUCAGCGUGUUUGAAUCAGGUAUCUUUAACUCCUUGUGUGUGUGUGUCAUGUCCCCGAUCCGAACUCUGCUUUCUUUCUUGCUUUUCUUUCUUGCCU